Ctenopharyngodon idella (grass carp) is the source of this 516-nucleotide messenger RNA. It is a transcript of the gene s100a11, whose product is annotated as S100 calcium binding protein A11. The record is from RefSeq and is a predicted model, not a curated record. Gene Ontology annotation, molecular function: transition metal ion binding; calcium ion binding. NCBI's taxonomy places the organism in Eukaryota, Metazoa, Chordata, Actinopteri, Cypriniformes, Xenocyprididae. The coding region runs from base 94 to 351 and encodes 85 amino acids. The transcript is spliced from 3 exons. Gene Ontology annotation, cellular component: perinuclear region of cytoplasm.
AAUAUAAGGUGAGAGGUGGUCAUUUACACAUCAUUUACACAACCAGAACAUCACUCCUCGGGUCAGCCACCUAACCAUCCAACUCCCAAAAUCAUGGAAUCUGCCAUUAACGUGCUCGUUUCCCAGUUCAAGACUUAUGCCGGGAAGGAUGGCUCUGCAAACACUUUGAGCAAGGAAGAGUUUCAGAGCUUGGUCACAUCCCAGUUACCCAACUUAGUAAAGAAUGCCUCUGACCCAGCCACCAUUGAUCAGCUCAUGAGUUCAUUGGAUGCGAAUAACGACGGAGAGCUGACCUUCCUGGAGUUCUGGCAGCUUAUUGGCAAUGUGGCAAACCAACAUGGCGGCUUUUAGCCAGUGAAGAAAUGUUUCUGAAUGUCAUCCAAAGAAUGAAGACAAUCACUUAAAUUUUACCUUGUGACUUUCUGAUGUAAUUAUAACAUAGGCAGCAGUGCUGUUGCACAGUUAAUGAUUGUCCCAGGUGACGGCAAAUAAAAGAAAGCUUUGUUUUAUUCCCAA